ACCCAACAAAAUAAGCACAGAAAUUAAAUGUGCAACUGGCACGUUGAUUCGCGAAGGCAGGCGAAAGUUGAAUUUGUCCGAUCGUGUUUCCGUCCGAUUUGUUGACGUAGUGCGCCUGCAAGGGAUUUUACCACGCCGCAAUGCCGACAGUAGGCGUUAAAGCAGCUCUGCUGUUCGAAGCCUUGGGGAGAACAUACACCGAAGAAGAGUUCGCAGACCUGUGUUUCGAGUAUGGAUUGGAACUGGACGAAGUAACAAGCGAAAAACAGAUGCUCUCGAAAGAACAAGGCAGCGGGAAAGCUGAAGGUGCGUCGGAGGAAGUCAUCUUCCGUGUUGAAAUCCCUGCAAAUAGGUACGACUUGCUCUGUCUCGAAGGGCUCGCAAGGGCGCUGCUCAUAUUCAAAGGAAAGAUUGAACCACCCCAUUACCGAGCCCUGCAUCCAGCGGCAGAUGCUCUACAUACCCUGCACGUCAAGCCUAGUACUGCGUCAGUGCGGCCGUACGUAGUCGCUGCCAUACUGCGAGAUGUGACCUUCAACCAGGACCGGUACAACAGCUUCAUUGACCUCCAAGACAAGCUGCAUCAGAACAUUGGCAGGAGACGUACAAUUGUAUCCAUAGGAACCCACGACCUGGACACUGUCCAGGGACCUUUUGUCUAUGAUGCACGAAGCCCCAAGGACAUUCGCUUUGUGCCACUUAACGACACUGUUGAGCGCUCAGCUGAGGAAUUGAUGGAACUUUAUGCGAAAGACAGCCACCUUCGGCACUACCUACACAUCAUCAAAGACAAACCCGUGUAUCCAGUCAUUGAAGACGCCAAUGGCACUGUUCUUUCACUGCCUCCAAUUAUUAAUGGCAACCACUCCAAAAUUACAUUGUCAACACGUAAUGUGCUGAUCGAGGUGACAGCUACUGAUCUGCACAAGUCUAAAGUUGUUUUGGACACCAUGGUCACCAUGUUCAGCGAGUACUGCAAAGAGCCUUUCACCACAGAAAAGGUGCAAGUUGUCAUGCCUGAUGGGACGUCGACAUUGUAUCCUGAGCUGAAAUACUGGACACUGGAUGUAGAAACCAAGGACAUCAAUGGGCUUCUUGGACUAAGCCAGAGCGAGCAGCAGCUGUGCGACCUGUUGGGCCGGAUGAGCCUGAAGACCACAGUGGCAGAAGGAGAGAAGCUGCAUGUGGAAGUGCCCCCAACCCGUCACGACGUGCUUCACGCAGCCGAUGUUUACGAAGAUGUAGCCGUCUCAUACGGCUACGACAACCUGCCUCGCGAAAUGCCGCCCACUUGCACCGUCGGGCAGCAGCUGCCCAUCAACAAGCUCACCGAACAGCUGCGAAUGGAGAUGGCACAUGCAGGAUUCACCGAGGCAUUGACUUUUGCUUUGUGCUCAGAGCAGGACAUUGCUGAGAAGAUUCGCAAGCCCGACGGCAGCAAAAAUGCUGUGCACAUCUCGAACCCAAAGACACUCGAAUUCCAGGUGGCUAGAACUACGCUGCUUCCAGGACUAUUGAAAACACUGAAUGCGAACAAGAAAAUGCCUCUGCCCCUCAAGCUGUUUGAAAUCUCAGACGUUGUCUUAAAGGACGACAAUGAUGAAAUUGGAGCUGUGAACCAGCGCCGCCUGUGUGCCUUGUACUGUGGCAAGACGACGGGUUUCGAGAUCGUGCAUGGCCUUCUUGAUCGCACGAUGCAGUUAUUGAGUGUUCCCUUUGGCGAUGGGCCUGAACAGUACCACCUAAAGCCCAUUGAGGAUUCCACCUUCUUCCCUGGCCGAUGUGCUGAAGUCGUAGUCCGAGGCAAAGCUGUGGGAACUAUCGGCGUUCUGCAUCCCGAAGUGAUAGCAGCAUUCGACCUCAGUCUUCCGUGUUCUAUCGUAGAAAUCAACAUCGAGCCAUUUGUCUAGAUGCUCAUCGCAAGUGACCUUUGACUUUUUCUUGGUGCAAGAAUUUCUUAUGGGAACAUAAAGAUACUCUUCGUAA
Rhipicephalus sanguineus (brown dog tick) is the source of this 1986-nucleotide messenger RNA. It is a transcript of the gene beta-PheRS, whose product is annotated as phenylalanine--tRNA ligase beta subunit. The transcript has 15 exons. Lineage: Eukaryota; Metazoa; Arthropoda; Arachnida; Ixodida; Ixodidae. The record is from RefSeq and is a predicted model, not a curated record. The coding region runs from base 141 to 1910 and encodes 589 amino acids. Gene Ontology annotation, cellular component: cytoplasm; phenylalanine-tRNA ligase complex. Gene Ontology annotation, molecular function: RNA binding; phenylalanine-tRNA ligase activity; ATP binding. Gene Ontology annotation, biological process: phenylalanyl-tRNA aminoacylation.